This is a messenger RNA of Prunus armeniaca (apricot), 318 nucleotides long. The record is from the annotation of a GenBank genome assembly. Lineage: Eukaryota; Viridiplantae; Streptophyta; Magnoliopsida; Rosales; Rosaceae.
AUGAGGAACUCAACUCCUUCAUCACAACCAACUCUAGCAGCAACGUGGAGGGGAGUUUCACCCUUCUUGUUGGUGGUCCAAAACAAUGGCGAUUGUGGUGGGGAUUUGUUUGAAGAAAUCUAUGUGCUUGAACUCAGCGGCAAUGUGAAGUGUAUUAUUGUCCAUAGGCGUUUUCUGAUGGAGAAGAUCAUCUGGUACGGUGUAUCUUCUAGUAGUCUCACUGUAUUGGACUGGACUUCAAUUAAAAUGGACAAGAGUACUAGCCGUUGUAUGGUGAGCCACAUAUUGCGCCGCCUAGACCGCCUAGCUCCCGCCUAG